Molecule: messenger RNA, 5477 nt
Organism: Myotis davidii
Lineage: Eukaryota; Metazoa; Chordata; Mammalia; Chiroptera; Vespertilionidae
Gene: ZC3H4
Product: zinc finger CCCH-type containing 4
Exons: 18
Coding region: 42-3326 (1094 amino acids)
Biological process (GO): negative regulation of DNA-templated transcription
Cellular component (GO): nucleus
Molecular function (GO): metal ion binding; RNA binding
Source: RefSeq, a predicted model, not a curated record
CCCUUUCUCCUUCACAGACCACACUUUGCCUUUUAAAAGAAAUGCCACCCACAUUCAGAGACACAAGUGCAGCAGUUUGGGAAGAUGGUGAGUUGGAAGAAGGUGAACUGGAGGAUGAUGGGGCAGAGGAGACCCAGGACACCCCCGGAGGCCCGGAGAGGAGCCGGAAAGAAAAAGGGGAGAAGCACUACAGCGAUUCAGACGAGGAAAAGUCUCACAGGAGGCUGAAACGGAAGCGGAAGAAAGAGCGGGAGAAAGAGAAGAGAAGAUCGAAAAAGAGGAGGAAAUCUAAGCACAAGCGCCAUGCAUCCUCCAGCGAUGAUUUCUCCGACUUCUCCGAUGACUCCGAUUUCAGCCCCAGCGAGAAGGGGCACCGCAAGUACAGAGAGUACAGCCCCCCGUACGUGCCGUCCCACCAGCAGUACCCCCCGUCACACAGCACGUCCCUGCCCAAGAAGUCCUACUCCAAGAUGGACAGCAAAGGCUACGGCAUGUACGACGACUAUGAUAACGAGCAGUACGGGGAGUAUGAGGGCGACGAGGAAGAGGAUAUGGGCAAGGAGGACUACGACGACUUCACCAAAGAGCUGAACCAGUACCGGCGUGCCAAGGAGGGCAGCAGUCGGGGCCGAGGCAGUCGAGGCCGUGGCAGGGGCUACCGGGGCCGAGGAAGCCGCGGAGGGUCUCGGGGCCGAGGCAUGGGCCGGGGCGGCCGAGGCAGGGGCAGAGGCUCCAUGGGAGACCACCCAGAAGACGAAGACGACUUUUAUGAAGAUGAGAUGGAUUACGGAGAAAGUGAGGAGCCGAUGGGAGACGAGGAUUACGACGACUAUUCCAAGGAGCUGAACCAGUACCGCCGGUCCAAGGAUGGCCGAGGACGAGGGUUAAAUCGAGGCCGUGGCCGGGGUUCCCGGGGCCGAGGCAAAGGCAUGGGCCGCGGCCGAGGUCGAGGUGGCGGCCGAGGAGGGAUGAACAAGGGCGGGAUGAAUGAUGACGACGACUUCUAUGACGAUGACAUGGGCGAUGGCGGCGGAAGCUACCGGAGCCGUGACCAUGACAAGCCCCAUCAACAGUCUGACAAGAAAGGCAAAGUCAUCUGCAAAUACUUCGUGGAGGGGCGGUGCACAUGGGGAGACCACUGUAACUUCAGCCAUGACAUCGAGCUACCAAAGAAGCGCGAGCUGUGCAAGUUUUACAUCACCGGGUUUUGUGCCAAAGCCGAGAACUGCCCCUACAUGCACGGUGAUUUUCCGUGUAAGUUAUACCACACGACUGGGAACUGCAUCAACGGUGACGACUGCAUGUUUUCCCACGACCCUCUGACCGAGGAGACGAGAGAGCUCUUGGAUAAGAUGUUGGCUGACGAUGCGGAAGCAGGCGCUGAGGACGAGAAGGAAGUUGAGGAACUAAAGAAGCAGGGCAUCAACCCCCUGCCCAAACCACCCCCCGGUCCUCCGCCCCCCGGGCCCCCGCAGAUGCCCAUGCCAGUGCACGAGCCGCUGUCCCCCCAGCAGCUGCAGCAGCAGCAGGACUUGUACAACAAGAAGAUCCCCUCCUUGUUUGAGAUCGUGGUACGGCCCACAGGACAGUUGGCUGAGAAGCUGGGUGUGAGGUUCCCGGGACCUGGAGGACCCCCCGGGCCGAUGGGCCCUGGGCCCAAUAUGGGACCCCCGGGGCCAAUGGGGGGCCCAAUGCAUCCCGACAUGCACCCCGACAUGCACCCGGACAUGCAUCCUGACAUGCACCCCGACAUGCACCCCGACAUGCCGAUGGGCCCUGGCAUGAACCCUGGCCCGCCCAUGGGACCUGGUGGCCCCCCAAUGAUGCCUUAUGGCCCUGGAGACUCCCCACAUUCUGGAAUGAUGCCCCCCAUCCCACCAGCCCAGAACUUCUAUGAGAACUUUUACCAGCAGCAGGAAGGCAUGGAGAUGGAGCCGGGACUCAUGGGGGACGCAGAGGACUACGGGCACUACGAAGAGCUGCCGGGGGAGCCUGGGGAGCACCUCUUCCCCGAGCACCCUCUGGAGCCCGACAGCUUCUCUGAGGGAGGGCCCGCAGGCCGGCCGAAGCCGGGCGCCGGUGUCCCCGACUUCCUGCCCUCAGCCCAGAGGGCCCUGUACCUGAGGAUCCAGCAGAAGCAGCAGGAGGAGGAGGAGAGAGCGAGGAGGCUGGCUGAGAGCAGCAAGCAGGACCGGGAGAAUGAGGAAGGUGACACUGGAAACUGGUACUCAAGUGACGAGGACGACGGUGGGAGCAGCGUCACCUCCAUCCUUAAGACCCUGAGGCAGCAGACGUCCAACCGACCCCAGGCUUCUGUCGGGGAGCUGAGCAGCAGCGGGCUGGGGGAUCCCCGCCUCCAGAAGGGACACCCCACAGGAGGCCGGCUGUCCAGCCCCGCGGGCCCCAGGGCCUCCAAGGGGUCUGGGCCACCCCCUGCAGAAGAGGAGGACGGGGAGCGGGCCCUGCGGGAGAAGGCCGUGAACAUUCCUCUGGACCCCCUCCCCGGGCACCCGCUGCGGGACCCGCGGUCGCAGCUGCAGCAGUUCAGCCACAUCAAGAAGGAUGUGACCCUGAGCAAGCCGAGCUUCGCCCGCACCGUGCUGUGGAACCCCGAGGACCUGAUCCCCCUGCCCAUCCCCAAGCAGGAUAUCGCGCCCCCCGUCCCUGCUGCCUUGCAGUCCAUGCCUGCCCUGGACCCCAGGCUGCAUCGGGCCUCCACGGUGGGUCCCUCCAACCCCCGACAGCGCUCAGGCACCUCCACGGACCCCGGCCCCUCCGGCUCCAGCCUGCCUGACUUCGAGCUCCUCUCUCGAAUCCUCAAGACUGUCAGUGCCACUGGCCCCUCUGCUGUCCCCGGCCCCAGCGACAAGCCCAGCGACCCCCGGGUGCGGAAGGCGCCCACUGACCCUGGGCUGCAGAAACCACCCAAUGCCGGUGGUAAACCUGCAGAGCCUGCUGCUGACGGGGCUGCCCAGCCCAAGGGCGCCGAGGGCAAUGGCAAGAGCUCGGCGGCCAAGGCCAAGGAGCCCCCGUUUGUCCGGAAGUCUGCCCUGGAACAGCCCGAACCAGGGAAGGCCGGUGUGGACGGGGGCUCCAGCACAGCCACGGACCGAUACAACAGCUACAACCGGCCCCGGCCCAAGGCUGCUGCCACCCCCGCCGCCACCAUGCCCACCCUCUUCGGGACCGUGAAGCAGGCGCCUAAGACGGGCUCCAGUAGCCCGUUCGCUGGCAACAGCCCCUCCCGAGAGGGCGAGCAGGACGCGGGGUCCCUGAAGGAUGUGUUUAAAGGCUUUGACCCCACCGCCUCCCCCUUUUGCCAGUAGUGUGAGGCCGGGCGGAGCCGUCCCUACACCCACCCUUCCUAGGGCAAUAUUUAAGUGCAGCAUCCAGAGUUGGGAACUUGGGGGGAGGGGGCGCCUGGGUAUUCUUUCUUUACUUUUCCCUCUUUUUCUUUUUUUCUUUUGCUCUAUGCUCUUUCUUGCUCUUGCCCCCCCCCCCCUUUUUUAAGUAAUACUUCCUUUUUAAAACAUAAAUUGUAUAUAACCAUCUUCAGUUCUCGUCAGUGCUGCAGGGCUCCGGGCUCCCGCCGAGAAAACCUACUUGUGCACAUGAACAGUUUGCAAGUCACCAGCUGGUGCUCUGCCUGGCCGGCCCAAUUUUCAGGGACUCCUUGAAGACUGGGGGUCCAGGGGGUUUUCUGGACACAGCUUGGCCCCUCCUCCCCCCUCCUUGCAGGACAAAGGUGUUGAGAAGGCCCUGAGCACUGCUUACGUGUUGCAUGAGGAGGCAGGACCCGCUUAGGGGCCAGUGGGGGGCGAAAGAUUAUCCAGGAAAGGAAGAGAGCCCUGGGAGCCGCCCUGGAAGAGACAAAACCCCUUCCUGCCGCAUCGCAUCGCCUCUGGAUUCGCGCCUGGUCCCUCGCCAGCCUCAGCCCAGAGUUCACCCUGAGCCCGCACCUCAGGCCCUCGACCGCAGACGCCAGGGUGAGAGGCUGGGGCCGGGCCCUGUGCCGCUUCCGGGAGGCAGCGCUGCAGAUGGCGUUUUCCGUCAGUAUUAGCCCCUCCUGUCCUGUCCUGUCCUGUUGGCCAUGCCCUUCUCCCCUCGUGCCAGGGGCUGUCCUGCUCCUCAGAAGCCAGAGUGCCCAGUGCUGGCCCUGGUGCCCCUGGGGACGGCUCAAGGAUCCGUGGCAUGGCUGCCCACCAGGCCCCUGAGGAGGGGGCCUGGCUGGUUCUGGGCCGUGUUUCUGUCUCCGCUCCCUUUGCCCCUCUCUGCGCCGUAUCUGUGGGGCCCGUGGUCUCAGUGUGUUUGGGUUUCUUCUAAGCGACAGGUGCACAGGUUCAGAGGCAUGUGAGUGUGGGGUUGGUGGGCACUCCCCUAAAAAGGGCCUGAGGGCAGGCUGGAGAGUAGCCAUGGCCCAGGGUGGGGGUGGGGGGGGGCUGCUGGGCUUCCCCUGGGAGAGGCACCAGGACCGCCCCCGCCAGUGAGGGUGUGGAACCCGAGACCUGCGUCCUGCUCCCCUGAUCAGCUGAGCCGGGAAGGGAGCAGACAUCUGCACCGGCUUCUCCCAGCACCUGGCUCCGGUCCAGCCCUGCCCACAGCGCCAGACGAGCCCCCGUGGACAUGGCCUGGGGAAGCUGGGCAAGGCCUGUGCCGCAGGGGCCCCUCCCACCUGUGUUCGUCCUUGCCAGCUUCUGCCUCCUCAUCCCACCACCUCAGCCACCUCGCUUAAGGCCCCUGUCCCCCCCUUGCUAAUAAUGAGGAAACCUGGUGACCCAGCCAAAGGGUUCCCCCUCCCCGCACCGUGGGGUGGGAGGUGAACAAGGCUGCUAUACCAAACCCCUCUCCCCGGAAAAAAAUAGUUGUGUUUGGGGCCGGAAGCGAAGGCCAGAGAAGCAGCCCCACAGGGCCAGUGCGCCGUGAUCAGGUUGGUUUGGUUUGUCUUUUUGUUUCGUUUUUUUAAACAUUAGUGAUAUUUCCCCUCAGCCGCCGGUGUUGGCCUUGAGCGGAGGGCCGCAGCCGCGGUGUCAUCCAAUAAGUAAGAAGACACAGCGCGGCUGCGGGUUUGUUUCCUUCUCUGAGGAUUUUCUUUUGUAAAAGCAAAUUAAAUAAUUUUUUAAAACAAAUUUGUGGAUGAAUUAGAAGCUGGAGCCCUCCUUGGAUAUUCAGCCUAAGAACCUCAUGGGACUAUGAAUUUACCCCAAAUUUUCAUUUGCCAUCAGGCCAAGCUUUUAAAAAAAAAAAUUGUUCUCUAACCAGGAUUGUAACAAAAGUGUAAAUAAUAUUUCAGAAAGUUGAUGGUGCAAAUAUGUAUAUAACGUACUGUAUUUUUACAAUGAUCGUCGCAUGCCUCUAUGCCACCCCCUUUUUGUACUCUGUAUCUGUCUUCCAGAAACGUCACCUGCCCUUUCUCCUGUGGUCUCUUAAUCCAAUAAUUGUAUUACUGCCAUUAAAGGAUGCAGUUAUUUUAAAAAGUC